GUGUCAGUCCUACACAGUGAUCACCGGUCAUGGACGUAUACGCUAGGCAACGCAAAAUAUGUCGUUCCAUAUAAUAAACCCUGUCCUGAUCAUGAGUGCUCCCCGGUGAUUGGGUAUUCCUUAUUGUGACCCCGGCUACAUACAACAGAGAUAACACCGUUCGUGUACUGUAUAUAUACUCCGGUGGAGGUGAGCUGUAUAACUAUAAGGACAAAGACAGUGACCAGUCAUCUCGUCAGUGUAACAACUCAUACCAACAAUGUCGUCUCUCAAAUCUCACUCAAAAGAUUCCAAGUUGCCAGCUUUAACGCCCGGAAAACUAAGGCUGUACAGUAUGAGGUUCUGUCCUUUUGCUCAACGAACCAGAUUAGUAUUAGUCCACAAGAAAAUAGAAUUUGAGACGGUGAACGUUGAUCUGAAGGCGAAACCUGAUUGGUUCCUGGAGAGAAAUCCGCUUGGAUUGGUUCCUGUUCUAGAGCAGGAUGACAAGGUUCUAUACGAGUCAGUAAUCACGUGCGACUAUCUUGAUGACGUCUACCCUGACAACAAACUAAACCCCUCUGACCCUUACCAACGGGCACGUGACAGGAUUCUUCUGGAGAGUUACGGCAAGGUGGUGACUAAUUACUACGGAACGUUCAGGAGCCAAGGCAAGGACAAAGAGAUUUUGGAGAAUCUAUGGAAAAGUUUGACACCUUUUGAGAAAGCAAUCGGAGAAAGGGGUACCUACUUCGGAGGCGACAAACCAACAAUGCUGGACUACUUUGUGUGGCCAUGGUUUGAACGAAUGGGCGUGUUUUCAGCCAUAUUACCUGGCGUUGAUCCCAUGCCGGCUAAGCAGUUCCCCAAACUCACAGCUUGGGUGGAAGUGAUGAAGUCGCUGCCUGCUGUCAAGGAAACCAUGUUUGAUAUCCCCACACAUGUCGCAUUUUAUAAAGGAUACGCCGCAGGAAAACCCGACUACGAUGUCGGUCUAUGAUGUACAAACUAACUGGGAUGUAGGAUUCCGACUGACGCUGUGAUAUAUAAUGUAAACUGACACUAAGACCGAUAUCUAGUAUAUAUUAUGAGUUUUACAUGGACGGAACGGCCAUAUAUUGCAGUAAAAUAUUUGUUGUACUUACUGGAAGAUAAAUGAAUCCAUUUGCAAUUUAGCAGAACCCCCCUGUUUGUCACUGCUCGACUUUUUGUAUGUAUGUUUUCUAUACUUUAACGUUAUGGAAAAUAAACUGUUUGAUAUAUAUAUGAUACUAAGAAA
Mizuhopecten yessoensis (Yesso scallop) is the source of this 1258-nucleotide messenger RNA. RefSeq names its product glutathione S-transferase omega-1-like. Gene Ontology annotation, molecular function: glutathione transferase activity; glutathione dehydrogenase (ascorbate) activity. Gene Ontology annotation, cellular component: cytoplasm. Gene Ontology annotation, biological process: glutathione metabolic process. The record is from RefSeq and is a predicted model, not a curated record. The transcript has 5 exons. NCBI's taxonomy places the organism in Eukaryota, Metazoa, Mollusca, Bivalvia, Pectinida, Pectinidae. Bases 260 to 979 code for a protein of 239 amino acids.